AUGAGAAGGGUAGGUUCUGAAGGUACCAGCAAUGAGGCUCUGGUUGCUAGAGGGAGGAGUGGUGACAGAUCAAAGUCUGGUCACAGAGGAAGAUCGAGGGGACGGUCAAAGUCCCGUGAUAAAUCUGAUAAAUAUGAAAUGAGGUGCUGGAGGUGCAAACAGGUUGGACAUCUGAGAAGGAAUUGCAUAAGUAAAAGCGUAGGUCCUGAGAAGCGGGAUGAUUCACAACCUUCUGCUUCGGGUAUAAAGAAGGAUGAUGAUGAUAGUACAGGGGACCUGUACAUGGCGUUUGACAGUCAUAGUGACUGUAAUGACUGGAUUAUUGACACUGGAGCAUCGUUUCAUAUGACACCUCAUAGGGAAUGGUUCUGCACCUAUGAAUCAUAUUCUGGCGGUACAGUUAGAAUGGGAGAUGACACGACUCAUGCAAUUGUGGGGCGUGGGAAGGUAAAGCUGAAGAUGAGUGACGGGACAGUCAAGAAUCUGCCGGGUGUGAUGUAUAUUCCGGGGCUUACUAGAAAUCUGAUCUCCGUUGGUACUAUGGCAGAUGCUGUGCGUGAUUAUACUUUGAAAAAGGCCCCUGGUGGUAAGCCUGCUAUGUCAAUUAAUAAGAAUCUUGCUUCGAAGAACCAGAAUGCCAAAGGAAAAGGUGCAAACAGACCAGUGCUCGCUGUGAGUGCUUCAGGCAGUAGAUCAAAGAAUAAGAAGGGCAGUAGUGGAGCUGGAAUAGUUCAUCAGGUUAAGCUGGAUCAACAGAAAGGUACUAGGUGGGGAGAUUUGAUGAUGAUGGGUGAUUGCUCCAAGGAGGUAGCUAAUUCUGAGCUCAAGAAGUCAGCAAAGGUCAGCUUAAAUAGGGAGGAGACAGUGGAAGAUCAAGAUCCUCAUGAUCAGGGUAUGAAGGAAUUUCACAAGGUGGAUGAGAAUAAGGAAGGUAUGGAUUUUGUAUCUGCUGAGGAUAUCCCAAGUAGCUCAUCUAUGCAUGUUGAUAAGGAGGUAAUUAGUGAGGAAGAAAUUGCUAUCCUAAGAGAAUCAGGUUUUGUGAAUAAUGAUAUAAGUAGCAAGAACUUAGAAAUCUUGCAUCCUUUUCAAAAUUCACGAUGA
This is a messenger RNA of Gastrolobium bilobum, 1101 nucleotides long. RefSeq lists its product as uncharacterized. The record is from RefSeq and is a predicted model, not a curated record. The coding region runs from base 1 to 1101 and encodes 366 amino acids. Lineage: Eukaryota; Viridiplantae; Streptophyta; Magnoliopsida; Fabales; Fabaceae. The transcript has 2 exons. Gene Ontology annotation, molecular function: nucleic acid binding; zinc ion binding.